CAUCUGCCACUCCUCUUCUUCCCUUCGACGGCCAAAACCCUCUCUCCUCCUAAAACCUCUCUCUCUCUCUCUCUUCGCCAUCACCGACCAUGUCCCAUUCUCUCUCCGUCGCCGCCACGAACCACGUCCUCUCCCCCUUCCCUCGUCCCGCCGCCGCCCCCGCCGCCGCGACGAGCCAGCUUCUCCUCCGCCGCUCGCUCUUCGGCGCCCUCUCGCCUCCUCUCCGUCCGCUGCCGCCGCCGCCUCCGCCCCUUCGCGGCGCGCUCUGCGUCGCUCGCCUAGGGUUCAACCCGGACCCCGAGAGCGCGGAGGUCUUCGUCAGGGAGGUCUUCGGCAGGGCCGAGGGGUUGCUCUACACGAUCGCCGAUGCCGCCGUCUCGUCGUCCUCCCCCGAUGCCGUCGCGGGCGAGACGGUCGCUAAGCAGAACGGCGAUUGGCUCUCCGGCAUCACCAAUUACAUGGAGAGCGUUCUCAAGGUCCUAAAGGACGGACUUUCUACUGUGCAUGUACCGUAUGCAUAUGGAUUUGCAAUUAUUCUCCUGACAGUACUUGUCAAGGCUGCUACGUUUCCCUUGACAAAGAAACAGGUAGAAUCAGCUAUGGCAAUGCGCUCUCUGCAACCACAGAUAAAAGCUAUUCAGGAACGAUAUGCGGGUGAUCAGGAGAGAAUUCAACUUGAAACUGCUCGAUUGUAUAAACUAGCUGGAAUAAAUCCACUAGCAGGUUGCUUGCCCACACUUGCCACAAUACCAGUGUGGAUCGGGCUUUAUAGGGCUCUUUCAAAUGUGGCAGACGAGGGACUCCUUACAGAAGGUUUCUUCUGGAUACCUUCCCUGGCGGGACCAACAACAAUUGCAUCUCGACAAAACGGAAGUGGAAUCUCUUGGCUUUUUCCUUUUGUAGAUGGUCAUCCACCCCUUGGAUGGUCAGAUACACUGGCUUACCUUGUUUUGCCUGUGUUGCUGGUCUUUAGUCAGUACGUGUCUGUCCAAAUCAUGCAGUCAUCUCAGAGCAAUGAUCCAAGCAUGAAGAGUUCUCAAGCAAUAACAAAAUUCCUACCUCUAAUGAUUGGAUAUUUUGCCCUUUCUGUUCCUUCUGGCCUAAGCCUUUAUUGGCUGACAAACAACAUAUUGAGCACUGCACAACAAGUGUGGCUUCAAAAGUUAGGUGGCGCUAAUAAUCCGCUCAAACAAUUUCGCAACAACACGAUUAAACUAGAUGAAGCGCAAAAUCAGAAGAGUGAAUCUGAGGUUAUCUCUACCAACAAGGUUGAAGAAAAGAAAAUUUUGACUGUGGAGGGACCCCGCCCUGGUGAAAGGUUCAAGCAAUUAAAGGAGCAAGAGGAGAGAAGGCGGCAGGAGAGAGAACAGCAAAAGAAAGACGCAACAGUGGCUGUUAAAGAAAUCCCAGUAGCAGAUGAAGGGCGUGAAAAAGAAAGCAGUAUGCCAGAGGUAAAUAAUGAGACUAGACCACCGUUGGUGAAUAAGAGCACUGAAGAACCUCAAUAUGCGAAUAGCACUUAUCAUUUGUCAAAUGGUGGAGUAGUUGUCAAUGGCAACCUUUCGAGUCCUGAACUGCAGGAAGAUGAGAAUGCAUCAGAUAAAGGUGCUGCUGUCACAAAUAAUGAUGCUGAAAGGAGUGAUAACUAGAAUGUAGACAAAAACAUGGCAAAGGUAGCAGUCGAGGCAAUCAACUGAACUGCAUAAGUUCCUCAAAAGACACACAGAGAGGAGCCGGUGUGAGGCAAAGAAGCCGUGUAGCAACUAAUAAUACCAGCUAGUCCAGGAGACUGGGAUACUUUUGUCUUGGACUGAUGAGGAAAAACCUGAAGCCCUUGAAUUAGCAUACUGGCUCGAAGAUGACAGUUCGUUCAUUGCACUUGUGACAGCCUCGCCUCUUCUGUGAAGUUCUCAUUAAAAUUUGCAGGUAUAACAAGAGCCUGGGUGAAAGAUAUGCCAUGUGUGAAGCCAACAUCUAAGCGACUUUUCCUCCUCCCUUCUUCGACUCCGUCAUGAAGAGUAACUAGGACCAAUUCAAUUAGAUUUUCAUGUUCAGUAUAUUAUCCCAAGUGAGAGAGUAUACUCUUUGUAUUCUUUGUACAAAAGCAGGAUGUGACUGGCGAGGCUUCGUCAAAUGUAUCCCAACUUAAUAAAAAGAGAGGCCGGAAGUUUUGAGCUUGUUGAACCAAA
Messenger RNA from Eucalyptus grandis, 2189 nucleotides. RefSeq names its product ALBINO3-like protein 1, chloroplastic. Bases 90 to 1649 code for a protein of 519 amino acids. The transcript is spliced from 11 exons. Gene Ontology annotation, cellular component: chloroplast thylakoid membrane. NCBI's taxonomy places the organism in Eukaryota, Viridiplantae, Streptophyta, Magnoliopsida, Myrtales, Myrtaceae. Gene Ontology annotation, molecular function: membrane insertase activity. The record is from RefSeq and is a predicted model, not a curated record. Gene Ontology annotation, biological process: protein insertion into membrane; protein localization to chloroplast; thylakoid membrane organization.